Molecule: messenger RNA, 3416 nt
Organism: Cladophialophora immunda
Lineage: Eukaryota; Fungi; Ascomycota; Eurotiomycetes; Chaetothyriales; Herpotrichiellaceae
Exons: 12
Coding region: 791-3199 (802 amino acids)
Molecular function (GO): ATP binding; ATP-dependent chromatin remodeler activity
Source: RefSeq, a predicted model, not a curated record
UGAUCUUAAGUGGCUGUGCAGACCUCAGCCUGGUUUGUUGUCAGUCUUGGCUUGGCACUAUCUGCAUCUUGCACAAAGACGAUCUGGUGUCAACAUAUCCUGCUUCCCAUACAAUGUCCCUAUGUGAGUUCUGACACAGAAUGGGAGAGACCACUAGAUCUUGGGCACCACGCCCAUCAACUGGUGACAAGAGAGCAGCUAUUGACGAUAUAGAUCCGGAUUCAACAACUUCCAAGAAACGCCGCUCUCAGCCUGAUCAAUAUCGUGAUGUGGCGGAGACACUGUUUGACUUGAAUCAUUUGAACUGGGAUUCUUGGAACGAGAUAUCAGACAGUGCCGGAGAGGGAUCGCAGGUCCAUACAGCGGCAUUGCUGCAUUUAGACACAUCUACCUGGACUCUACCAAACACUCCAGCGAUUUUCGACGAUAUUGAUCCAGGUUUCCUCGAGCAAGAAGACCCUUCCACAUCAGAAGCACUGAGUAUCUGUCCCAGUCUUGAUGCUACCCCGGGAAGUUGUCUCAAAACUACCUUUCCGGUGACGGGUGAAGCAUUGCUUGAAUCUACGCAGUUGGAGGAGUCAAUCCCAAAGCCUUACAGCACCUGUUUAGGCAACGAUGACAAUCAUUCAAGUCAGCCAAUACCUCUCUUAUUGCAGUGGCGAUUCUCACGUCAAGUUCAGGCUCGCCCGGAUCGUCGGUGGAUCUUGAGAAGCCAAGAUACGACGUUUGCUUUGGAGUUAUUGUGGAGGAUAUUAUAUCUUCAUUCGUCCCUGAACAGAAAAACUGUACAAUGCCUGUGCACUUGAAGCAGUAUGGGAACAUUUUCAAGCUCUAUCUCGAAGACUCGAACAAGUAUGUCGGUCUCCUCGAGCUGCCGUGCCUUCGAGAUUUCCUCCAAGAGCUUGCUAUUGAAAUACGACCAAAUCUGGAAGUACAUUCUGUUGGAGCAGGCACCAACAAAACAGUCAAAUCACGCAAAGCUAAGAGCUAUGUCGUCAACCGCCAAUACUCUGUGCGCAUCACUGUCUACGGAUACAGGUCUGAGAAGGACGAAAUCGGUCACUUUCUCUCGGUUGGCCGCACGUACCUUCAACACCCUCGGAUUGGUGAAUGUGAGCCAGGUACAGAAUACUGUAACCCUCACUAUCUUGUUCGUCCUGGAGCCCGGUUGCCACCACUGGAGGAAUUGACGAUAUCCCCUGAGAGCCCUGUCAGCAAAGGCCCCGAAAUGCUGAACGAGACCGACAAAAGCAAGAUCAUGAGGGUAUUCGACACCGCUGCUGAUUUCUCGGUCCCUGAAGAGCUUGUUCCCAGUCCUCGGCUACGGACCACCUUGAAAAACCACCAACUUGUCGCGCUCUCUACGAUGGUCUGGAAAGAGUCUGGUAUCGUCAAGAAUGCGCCAAUACCAUCGAUUUGGGAGUUAGUCGCGAAACCCGACAAGCCAGCACUAUAUCGUCACAUAAUUACCGGGCAGAGCCAAGAUUCUCCAGCUGCUGUGCUAGGUGGCUGUCUGGCCGAUGAAAUGGGCCUAGGGAAAACCCUGAGCGUUCUAGCUUUGAUCUGCUCAUCCCUUGAUAAGCACAAUGAUAGAAAGGUCCAAAUGCAAAGAGUACCUCGGGCGACGCUGAUUGUAACACCGAAAUCCACAAUUCCUGGUUGGCUUCAACAGAUCGAUAUGCAUGUUCACCCGGGUCAACUGCGCUUUGCAGUAUUUCAUGGGUCAGGUCGCCAGCGUUUGUCUUCCAUGCUCGAAGAACUGGACGUAAUCUUGACGACUUAUGAAACACUGCGGUCUGACUGGAGUGUACAAGGACCACUCUAUUCAACAAAAUGGACCAGGGUUGUUCUGGACGAAGCACAUCAUAUUCGAAAUCGCUCUUCGCUGAUAUAUAAAGCCGCUUGCGCCAUCCACGCCGAGCGGCGAUGGUGCUUAACCGGAACACCCAUCCAAAAUUCUCUGGACGAUUUUGGGGCCCUUCUGAGCUUUAUUCGGGUGCCACCUUUCGGGGACAAAUCCAAAUUUGAUUUCUGGAUAACAAAACCUCUCAGCGACAGAAAAGGCAAUCUGAAAAGGCUUCAAGAUCUCAUCCGAGCUACGUGUAUUCGACGGACGAAGAAAAUGCUCGGAGAGUCUUGUGAGCUUCCCCAACGCAUUGAAAGAAUCUCUGAAGUUCAACUACAUCAACAUGACCAGCAGUUGUACAACUUCUUCAAGGACAGAUGUGCGAAGAUUGCCAAGGGUGGAACGAGGAUGGAGUCCGAGUCGCCCAAAGAGAAGUUGUGCAAGGAGGAUAAUGUGCUCUCUUUGAUCAACUUCCUUCGCCUGAUCUGCGACCAUGGAGCAGCACUCCUACCUCGAUCUGCCUUGCAGGCCUGGGAGGCGGGAGACAAUCGAUCGGUCGACUGGAGCAUGCUUCGGAGUACGAGGAAGAUGUGUUAUAUCUGCAAUUCAGACAUUGAAGUGGUUGAUGGCGGUACAUUUGACUUCUUCGAAGCCACUUGUGGGCACUCGAUGUGUGCAAAUUGUGCUUUGGAAAAUGAGGAUGGCGAAGACAGCAUCAGUAGUAGGUGUCCGAAAUGCGCGUUGACGUCCAGUCACGGUGAUCAUCUCAGCUACUCUGUCCCGACUCAAGCAUCCGUACGGCCCUCGGCGAAGGUGGAAGCCCUCCUGAAGAAUUUGCGUGCGGAACAGAACUAUGAGGUGCUUGAGAUGUCCUCCCGGCCCACCAAAAGCGUUGUAUUCAGUUUCUGGACAAAAAUGCUGGAUAUGAUCCAGCAAGCCCUUCGCGAUGCGGGGUUCGGCUUCACAAGGAUUGAUGGAAAGUCAAGUCUCGAAGACAGGAGCAGAUCCAUCAGUCGAUUCAACAAAGACCCAACCUGCACGGUACUCCUCGCGAGUAUUGGUGCUGUUGCGGAAGGGGUUGAUCUCACUGCUGCGAGUUAUGUGCAUCUGGUUGAACCGCAUUGGAAUCCCAUGGUUGAAGCUCAGGCCGUGGAUCGAGUGCACAGAAUAGGACAGGACCGAAAUGUCGUGAUAACCAGAUAUAUCGUCCCGAAAUCUGUUGAGACGUAUAUUCAAUGGGUCCAGAAAGAGAAACUGAAAAUCAUUGACCAGUCAAUUGACUUCGAGAAUCAGUCUCAAAUUGCCAUAGAAGCCCAUCGCUGGGAGGAACUCAUAUCCUCCUUUUCUGCUUGAUUAGGAAGUCCACAGCGAAGCUCAACAUCACUUGGAAAUAUCUAUAUCUCGUUGCUCCUGUCACAGCUUUUCGACCUUGGGUUUUCUGACCCAGAAAUAUAUCUCUUGGCUCGUAUUGCAGUGACCUUCCGCAGGUGAAGGCCGCAGAGCACUAUUCAAGAAUCAAGAUCCAGCUCUGCCACAGCUUUCCCAGCUUUCCCAGCUUUCCCAGCUUUCC